UGUGAGCCAACGCCCAUUCAACAGCCAACGCCCUUUUAGGUGGGGCUGACUCCUCUGACCUCUGUUUUGCUGGAAAAUGUCAAGUACUUAUAAAUUCAAAGGGAGAAUUGAGCACUCAGCUCCAGUAAUAGGAGACUCACUCUACCUGUGGGGAGGGGGUCAGCUUAAUUUACCUCUAGUACACGAUUCACCUCAAAAGAGGAAACUGACCUCAACAGUUGAGACAUUUUCCUUUUCAUCAGCUCGCUGGUCCUCUCACCUAACAAGAGGUACUCCUCCAUUAGGAGUCAUUGGCUACUACUGUACCACCUUUCGUUCUAAUAUUUAUUAUUAUGCUGGCUAUUGUGGUCAUGAUCUUUGUUGCUACAACAGUUUAAAUGUACUAAAUACACUGACCAUGAGCUGGACUCAAUUGCAUCCUAAUGAUGAGUCCAUGAUGAAGAAAGCCAAUGGUGGAAUGGUAUCACUGGAAUUUGAUGGAACUGACUAUCUUUUUAUGGUCGGUGGUAUGGGUCCUACACCAGCUGUCAAACACCCUCAGUUUCAAUAUGUAUAUGAUCAGAUGGGACGUGUUAUUACUAAUGAACAGUUACUUUAUAAACUAUCUAAUGGACAAUUCACUGUUCCAUCUGUCAGUGGACAUUGUUGUCCACCGAAUGGUGCUUUUACAAUCGACAAAAUUAAUCAAAAUAAGGGAAUAAUGGUUGGAGGAGCAUCAGCUAGUAAUGUGUACAUGUUUACUGUGACACGUAAUACAAUACAUUGGGAAAAUGUUACAAUAUCUGGCGAGGGACUCUGGAAUGAGAGGCUUUAUCAUGCUAGUGCUAUUAUCAAUGUUGACUCUACCUCACCUGCACUAGUAGUGAUUGGUGGAGCGAGUGGUAUCAUUGAACUAACGAAAGAAUGUUUAUUAUUUGAUAAUAUCACAACUGGUCAGUUCAGCUGUAAAAAGAUUCCUUUGCCUAAUUCUGUUACUGACAGAUAUAAUCAUUCACUCACAGCAGUCGCAAUGUCACCAAACUGUGUGUGGCUAGUAAUUGUUGGAGGAACUGAAGGGUUUAUGAAUCAUGCACCAAUCACUGAUACUAAUAGACUAAUAAUGAUAGCUGAAUUAGUAAAUAUUGAAGCUGGUGAGUGGACAGUACAGUCAGUACUGGAUGGUAAUGAUCUCACUAGUAAGAAAUAUCAAGAAAAGUAUUUAUCAUAUAGCAAGACCAGAACAUGGUGGAUGGAUCAGCUAAUAGAAUAUCCCACAGAGAAGGUAAUGAAGCUUCAGAGAUACAUCCAGUCUUUACAUCAAGAACUACAAGUGGCUCAUGAGAACAAAGUAUCACUACAGGAGGCACUGACUGAGGCCAAUAAACAAGGCUCUAAAGUCGAUGGCAGUCAACUAGUUAUUAUGAAUGAGAAAUUGGAACAGGUUUUAAAACAGAAACAGAUUCUUACUGAAGAUAACGAGAAACUUAGAGCUACAGUUGCUUAUAAUGAAGUAUAUAUAACUGAAAUAGAAGAAGAGAAGAAACAAGUAGAGGAAGAGAAGAGAAAAGUAGAAGAUGAGAAUAAACAAGCAAAGAAAGAGAAGAAGGAAGCAGAAGAAGAGAAGAGACAAUUAGAGGAACAAUACCUCAUUGACAAACAGAUCACUAAAAAACUUAAAGCUAAAGUUGCUGUUAAUGAUGUAUACAUAACUGAAUUAGAGGAAGAGAAUGAAAAAGUAGAGAAAAAAUAUCACAAGGAGAAACAGAUCACUAAAGAACUGAAAGCUAAAGUUGCUGAUAAUGAAUUGUGUACUGCCAAACUAUUGAAAGAGAAGGAGGAAUGGGAUCUAACCAAAGUGACUAACACCAAAGAAGUGCAAUUUGAUUACAUGAUCCCUUCAAUGGAUAAUUUGGAAUGUCUGAGUGAUGUCCAGGUAGCAGAGUUUUGUUUGGUUUGUAUACUGGGAGAAGAAUGGGCUAAUGGAGGAAGUAAUUGUGUCCCUAUAGCAUCAGUUAAUGGAGACACAGAGGAAGGAGAGGAGGAAGAGGAGCAACCACAACAAGAAGAGAAUGACCAGGAGGAGGAAAAUUUGCAAGAAGCAAUUGAUCAUUGGCAACAAGAGGAACUGGAGGAUAAUGAGCAUCAGCAGGUAGAGAUGGAAGAGGGAGAUGAGUAUAAAGGAGAAGAUGAUGGUUCUUCUAGUGAUUCUUCUAGUGUAUCUAAGGAGACUAACAGUACUAUAGGAACUGGUGGAGCUGCUAAAGAGUCUAAUAACGAAAAGAAUGGAUCUAAAAUAAAUGAAGGUUUAGAGCCAAUUGAUGAGCAUAGUAGCAGUACAAAACCAAUCCCUAGUUCAUCUAUGACUGAGAUACACUCCACUGGUGUAAAGGAGGCUACUAAUUAUGCUGGACUGGUAUAUUAUGAGGAAGAUGGUGUAGGAGAUUUAGUAACAUUCACUGCUGUUAAGAAAUUAGAUGCACUCCUUGAGUUUAUUAAAAAAGAACAUCCGAAAGCUAAACAAAGACCUCAUUUUUACUUUUGUAUUGCAUCUCCUGAUGGUUAUAUUGAAUUGAAUUUAAAUGCUCAACAAGAUGAACCAUUUACUGGAUGGAGCAUUAAACCUCACAUAAAAUCCUGCAGGUUGCGUCAAAGGGAUAUUUACAAUUUUGGUGACAAAGAUUAUCCCCUUCCUCCAUCAUGUCUCCUAUCAGUCUAUUCAUCACCUAAUGCUGUUCCUACAUUACACUACUCUGUACCAGUAGAGGGUGUGGCUGAUCCUGUUACACUAUAUAUUCAGUUAUCACGAAGAACUACUCUUUCUACUGCAGUUGCUCCUAGCAGUAGUGGCAAUGAUGAAGAUAAGCCAGUACCAACUAAAAGAAAAAGAGAAGGAGGAUUUGAUAUUAAAAAUGCUAAGCAAAAGAUAAAGAAAGUUAUGAUUGAGAAUCACACAGAUUUUGCUGGACUCCUCCAGUUUUCUCUGGUCCAUGUUGCUAACAAACUGUUUGAGGUUCAUAUGAUUCCUCCUGAGGUUCAACAGUCACCAACUUAUGAUGCCAUAUCCACCUGUUUUGUAAAUAUGAUGAGUUUAUUGGACUCUAAGUCUGAUCUAGAGGAUCAUUGCAUGAUAUUUCUAGAGGCUCUAUCUAGUGUUGGGGGACCAAUAGAACGUGUUGCUAAACGUUUGCGGGAAAAAUGGACAGCAGCUCUGGAGGGUGCACUUCAGUUUAAACAGUCUGUGAAAUGA
This is a messenger RNA of Amphimedon queenslandica, 3226 nucleotides long. RefSeq lists its product as uncharacterized. Lineage: Eukaryota; Metazoa; Porifera; Demospongiae; Haplosclerida; Niphatidae. The record is from RefSeq and is a predicted model, not a curated record. The transcript is spliced from 18 exons. Gene Ontology annotation, molecular function: protein binding. Bases 77 to 3226 code for a protein of 1049 amino acids.